GUUUUAGGUGAGCACCAGAUUCUCGUCACAAGUGUCAGUCAGAAACACAGACAAAGAAAAAGGCAAGAAAUUUCCCAAAAAUCUCCUACUUUUUUUAAUCUUUCCUGCUCAUCCAUCCAUCCAUUCACCCCUCUUAUAGUUCUCUCUUCUCCAGCGUCCGAUCUUGCUCAUUCUCUCCCUCAAUUACCCUUUAAACCCCCCGCCAAAUACAAAUUCUCUCUAAUUUUUCAAUACCCUUUUCAGGUUAUGGCUGAUGGUUCGAGUAGCCCUGCUGGGGGGAGCCAUGAGAGUGGAGGGGACCAGAGUCCAAGGUCUAAUGUGAGGGAACAAGAUAGGUUCUUACCCAUUGCUAACAUUAGCAGGAUCAUGAAAAAAGCCUUGCCUGCAAAUGGCAAAAUUGCUAAGGAUGCUAAGGAUACAGUUCAAGAAUGUGUCUCUGAGUUUAUUAGCUUUAUCACCAGCGAGGCAAGUGAUAAGUGUCAGAAAGAAAAGAGGAAGACCAUCAACGGGGAUGAUUUGCUUUGGGCAAUGGCCACUCUAGGUUUUGAAGACUACAUCGAUCCCCUCAAGGCUUACCUAGCUCGUUACAGAGAGCUGGAGGGUGAUACUAAGGGAUCUGCUAGGGGAGGGGAGGGAUCUGCUAAGAAAGAUCCAAUUGGCUCUCAGCUUUCAAGUCAGCAGUAUGCUCAUCAAGGCAUGGGCUACGUGAAUUCCCAAGUUUAAAAGUUAUAUGAUGAAGCUGUGCUGAUCUCUCUGGAUUCAGAUUGUGUUGUUGCCCUGGAUUCUAGCUGAUCGCGUAUCAUAUAUAUAGUCAAUUCUCAUGCAAAGCAAUUAUUAGUUCUGUUUAUGGGUUCUACUAUGUGUCCCGUAGUUACUGUUUAACAUACAUAGUAAUUACUUUACAGUUUAUAUAGGUUUUUAUUAUCAAAUACAUAGUACUCAAUAUCCUUUAUCCAGUAGUUCAUAAGAGAGGAAAUAUGAGUGAGCUACAUUUACAUAUUCAUAAGAGAGGAAAUAUGAGUGAGCUACAUUUGAGUAUGUUAUGUAUAUCCGGUGUUCACAUAAUAUAUAUAUUGAUAUCGUCUCAGAGUA
This is a messenger RNA of Daucus carota subsp. sativus, 1092 nucleotides long. RefSeq names its product nuclear transcription factor Y subunit B-8-like. Gene Ontology annotation, cellular component: CCAAT-binding factor complex; nucleus. Gene Ontology annotation, molecular function: protein heterodimerization activity; DNA-binding transcription activator activity, RNA polymerase II-specific; RNA polymerase II cis-regulatory region sequence-specific DNA binding. The coding region runs from base 247 to 723 and encodes 158 amino acids. Lineage: Eukaryota; Viridiplantae; Streptophyta; Magnoliopsida; Apiales; Apiaceae. The transcript has 7 exons. The record is from RefSeq and is a predicted model, not a curated record. Gene Ontology annotation, biological process: regulation of transcription by RNA polymerase II.